AUGCUUCUGCCAAUUGCAAACCAACGUACCGCCUCCCGACCUCUUCCUCUUCUGCUGCUUCCCGCUCUCUCCAUGGCGAGCUUCUCGAGCUGCUCUUCUCUCCCCCUAGUCAUCCUCUUCCUGGGCUUGUUGUCCUUCGCCCAAGUCACCCUCGCCGGACGUAGCGUCCCCGCGAACUCAGACAAGAAGGAGACGGAGUGCGUCGGCCAAGAAGGCACGGUGCUGAUCCCCGGCGUCGGGCGGUACAAGAUCGGUAGCCAUGAGAUGCCUGCGCUUCGUGGUUUGGACCACAGUGGCCCGGCGGCUGCUCAUGGUCAGUAUCUUCCUGGGAACGACGACACCUUCGUUCCCAACCCCGGGUUUGAAGUCCCCAAUCCGUUCCGCGUAGUGAUUCCGUGAGAGCAGCCACUGCAUGAUAUCUGUACUACAGCCGCCAUACUGCGAGCAAGUUUCCUUAGGACAUCACUGUUUAGUCGUUGUUGUCGUGGUCGGUGUUGUAUCGUCAUGAAUGACCUUUGCUUUCAAUAAAAACCGGGAACAUGUCAGUACUGUUUCCGGUGAUGACGACUCUAAAUCUAUGUUGUACUUAAGAUAUAUAUUUUAAUAGAAUAUUUCAUUUAAAAAAA
Musa acuminata subsp. malaccensis (wild Malaysian banana) is the source of this 626-nucleotide messenger RNA. RefSeq names its product putative cell wall protein. The record is from RefSeq and is a predicted model, not a curated record. NCBI's taxonomy places the organism in Eukaryota, Viridiplantae, Streptophyta, Magnoliopsida, Zingiberales, Musaceae.